Molecule: messenger RNA, 1372 nt
Organism: Tripterygium wilfordii
Lineage: Eukaryota; Viridiplantae; Streptophyta; Magnoliopsida; Celastrales; Celastraceae
Exons: 1
Coding region: 268-1140 (290 amino acids)
Source: RefSeq, a predicted model, not a curated record
CACUUCACGUGGGCCCCUCCCUUCACCAGGGCCACGAUUUGCUUUUCAACCAAUCCCCUCUCUGAGCUCUUCAGCGCACUAUUCACACACAUGUCUCGUCUCUCACACGUGUCUAUCCCACAGUUGUUAUAAAUACGCGUACCUUUCUUCUACAUUAUGUGCCUGCCUGCUUAUCGUAGACAAGAGCAGAGAAAAUAAGACAGAGAAAGUGGUUUUCUUUUAGAGAGAGAAACUCUUUAGCGAGUGCCGUUGAGAGAGAGAGUGAAAAUGGAUGGUAGGGGAGGGUGUUGCAUAGCGAGAUACGGCGGUGGUGCGUAUGACAUGUCAAAAAUGGACCGGAUAAUGCUUAGAUUCCGGCCUAUCGCACCUAAACCGGCCACCGGAUCGGUCUCUAAUGGCCCAAGCCCGGAUCAAGCCGAGAUCUCUCCGAGAUCUGGGAGAGGUAAGAGGAGAACCAACCAGAGCACCAGUAUCAAUAGCAAGAAAUGUAAUGGUAGUGUUAGAAAGAGAAAGUCGUCUUUGAGCCAGGAAAAGAUGGUUGAAGUCGUCACUCUACCUCUAUUGCCGGAGACUCCAGAACGGAAGGACUCUCCGGCUAGGGUUUCUUCGGCGGAGAUCCUUUCACCGAUGAAAUCACAUGGAAACGCGCCUGUUUGGCUGAGUUUCGACAGAAGCAUGGAGAAUCAUGAUCAGAAAGUCGUUUUAGAUCCGACGAUGGCGAUGAUGCCUCAGACGGUUAGGGCGGUGGGAUCAUGCGUUACGGUCGAGUGCGUGACGGACACGUGGGUGGACGGGAAUGGAAUGGGAAGUACAGAUGUGGAAAGAUCGAAUAAUAUGUGGAAAGACACGUGUCCCGGGUUUAUAUCAGACGGUAUGGGUAGAGUGACGUGGACGAAUGGAGCGUUUGAGAAGAUGGUGGGACCAGGGAAUAUACUACCAGUGGUGUUGGUAAUGAAAGAGAAGGCGUCGUUGGCGAUGAUGAUGAUGACGUGGAAGGCGUUCACGUGCAGACUGAGGCUGCAGUACACACGGGGGAUGGAGAAGAGCUCGCUUACGCUGCCUUGCGAUGUGUGGAGAAUGGACGGUGGUGGCUUUGCAUGGAGACUGGACGUCAAGGCUGCUCUCAGUUUAGGCCGUUGAUGAAUAUCACGAUCUCAUAUCAUUCUAUGGAGAUUCCACGUACUUUAUCAAAACCAACAGAUCUUAACCUUAAUGGGAAUCCAAACUUUUGAUUAUUGGGGAAGGGGAACGAGAUGGGAUGCUCGAUCUCUAUGGGAUGGUACUCACAUGAGUAUCAUAUGAACUAAUCGUGUUCUCUUGAGAAUCUUUACUUGAUAAGAAAGCAUUGUGAAUAUUUUAUCUUCAGUGAUUA